AUGCUUGCCUCCAACGUCCUUGCCCUCGCUCUCGCCGUCGCCGGCGCCUCGGCCGCCCCCAUCGUCAAGCGAUCCAGCGGCCAGGCCACCUACUACGCCGCUGGUCUCGGUGCCUGUGGUUGGACCAACUCUGGCUCCGACUUCAUCGUUGCCAUGAACGCUCCCGAGUGGAACGGCGGUGCCAACUGCGGUAAGAUGAUCACCAUCACCAACAACCAGAACGGCAACACCCAGCAGGCUCAGGUCGUCGACCUUUGCCCCGGCUGCUCGUGGGGCUCGCUCGACAUGUCGACCAGCCUCUUCUCUGCCCUUAACAACGGCAACAUGGACGCCGGUGUCUUCCCCAUCUCGUGGUCGUACGGCUCGGGUGCCCCCGCUCAGCAGAGCAACAACGAGCAGCACCAGCAGCAGCAGCAGCAGCAGGCUACCUCGACCCAGGCUGCUCCCCAGACCACCUACACCCCCUCGUCGACGUGGACCCCUUCGGCCACCGCCACCCCCACCACUGCCACCUACAGCCAGCCCGCUCGCCCCACCGCUGUGACCUCGGCUGCUCCCCAGCCCUCGUCGAGCUCGAACAAGGACACCGUCGUCUCCACCCCCGCCUGGUGGGCUGACGUGAACAACGCUUGCGGUGUUCAGCUCGACCGUGCCUCGCUCCCCGUCGCCAUCUCUUCGUCGUCGCUCCUCGCCGCUGACAAGCUCGGCAACGCUUGCGGCAAGUGGAUCCAGGUCAAGAACAACCAGAACGGCAAGGAGAUCUCCGUUCAGGUCGUCAACUACUACGCCGGCCCCGAGGGCGAGAUUGCUCUCGGUGAGGCUUACAAGCGCAUCGCCAACAACUACGAGUCCCCCGAGACCAUCGAGUCGGUCACCUGGGGCUUCAUCGACGGUCAGGACAUGUAA
Pseudozyma hubeiensis SY62 is the source of this 906-nucleotide messenger RNA. RefSeq names its product expansin. Bases 1 to 906 code for a protein of 301 amino acids. The record is from RefSeq and is a predicted model, not a curated record. Lineage: Eukaryota; Fungi; Basidiomycota; Ustilaginomycetes; Ustilaginales; Ustilaginaceae. The transcript has a single exon. Gene Ontology annotation, biological process: defense response to fungus; defense response to bacterium.